AUGGAACGUCUGAGAGGGAGUUGGGAGGACGGCGCAAAGCGUACAGGCUCUACGCAGGAUGCUGAGGCUUUAGUGGCCGUUUCAACCGGGCAAGAUGCACUCAACCAUGCUAUUCGUGCCGCCGAGCUUUUCAUGGCCGCCGCAUCGCAGGCCGUGACAAAAGCUGACGUAAACCGUCUUCGCCGUAAAUGCGGCGAACUGAUUGACCGUGCAGAACAACUUAAAACAACCCUGCCGCCCACUCUGUCCGCCGAAGAGAAAAUUCUUCAUGAUGCUUCAUCUCUUCACGGGAAUGUCUUCCCGCAAUGGAAAGCGGAGCCUUCUGAUGAAGAGUUUGAUGGCCCCUUCAAUGGGGAGAUCUAUGUUGAUAAUACUUCUUUCACUUUGUCACCAGCACAGGCCACAACCUUUGCUGGUUGGAGGCGACCAACGGGUGUGCUUGCCCCUGAUCUAGACCAUCCCCAUGAAGAACCUCGCGAGUCUUUAGAUACGCUCUUCAUGAAUUCACAUAAGAUACCUGAUUUGGUUCAAGAUAUGACGACCGAUUGCAGUGUCGUGGCAGGCCUAUCCGCUGCAAUCAAGAUCUUGAUCGGAAAGCAUUCUGCUCUUUCCUCCAUCAUUUACCCCUUUGACCACUCUCGGGGCCGGCCACAUUUCUCGCCUAAGGGUAAAUAUAUCUUGCGCCUGAAUUUCAACGGCUGUUCUCGCCGGGUCGUAAUCGAUGAUAGACUACCUGCCUCACAGGAUGAGGGAAAAUUCUUCGUCGUGGACCGCUCGAACCCUCGUCUCCUGUGGCCCGCACUGUUGGAAAAGGCAUACCUGAAGGUUAGAGGUGGGUAUGACUUUCCUGGGAGCAACUCGGGAACUGAUCUGUGGGUACUUACUGGAUGGAUCCCCGAGCAGGUGUUUUUGCAAAAAGAGGACAUGGAUAUUAACCAAGUAUGGGCGAGAAUCAAAGCAGCCCAUGACUCCCAGGAUGUUGUUAUUACUAUAGGCACCGGAUUUAUCUCUGCUGAAGAAGAGAACGCCUCCGGUUUGGUUGGCGAACAUGACUAUGCCGUUCAAAGUCUUGACGAUUCUGACGGCGAGCGCAGACUCUUGGUCAAGAACCCCUGGUGUGGAGGGCCAACUUGGACUCCGGCCUCAUUCUCUGCUGGCAGUUACUCGUCUCGAGGGACUGGCCAAGAUCAUGGCACAAAUCAGGAAAAUGAAGCAGAUAAUGGGUUGGAAGAUGCCCCGGGCUGUCUCUGGGCCACACUGGAGGAUGUGGCCCAGAACUUCGAAUCAAUGUACCUUAACUGGAACCCAAAACUCUUCCAGCAUCGACAAGACCAUCAUUUCGAAUGGGAGAUAUCUCCCGGAUGUUUUGCCUCAUCAGUGGUACGAAAUCCUCAAUUUUCAAUCGUCUCCCCAACUGGAGGCCUUGUUUGGGUUCUCGUCAGUCGCCACUUUGUGGAUGCCGAGCUUGAGAUCGUUCGGAGGAGGACCGCCAAUUUGGCUGCAGCUUCCCGCCAGCUUGGGUUCAUGAGCAUUAUUGUUUUUGAUUCAAAAGGGAAGCGGGUGCAGAUUGCCGACGGCGAGACGUAUCGGGGCCCUUAUGUUGAUUCACCACAAACACUUGCCCGCCUUGAAAUGACUGCAGGCAAGUGGUACACCAUUGUGGUGGACCAGCAUGAGUUCCCCCUUAGUAAAUAUACUUUCACCCUGUCAACGUUCUCCCAUAGCUUGGUCAAGCUGCAGAAGGCUUCGGAGGCCAUGGCUUACUGCCAAGAGUUUGAGGGGGCUUGGAGAAAAAGAACUGCAGGGGGGAAUGUAACAUGCGCCACGUAUUUUACAAACCCCCAAUACAGUGUGUCGGUACCCAAGUCAACGCCCCUAUCCAUCCUUUUGUCAACGGAUAACUCUGAUACCCACGUACAUGUGGACUUGGUAUGGGGCCAUGGGAAGCGCGUGAGCAGCGUCAAGGUCAAGGAGCUGGUGGCAUCUACUGGAGAAUAUCGCCGUGGAAGCGCUGUGGCGGACAUCGCGCAUAUUGACCCAGGGGUAUAUACACUCGUAUGCUCAACGUUUGACGCGGGGCAUGUUGCCAAGUUUGCUCUUCGAGUGUCUUCCAUGGUCCCUGUUACACUUGAGCCUAUCCCUGCUGAGGCCGCUGGGAGACUACGUGCUCCCUUGAGCCCGUUGACACUUUCGCAGGGGGCCCAAAGGAUGCAGGCGCCACUCUCUGUUCAAUGGCUGACAAGAGCGAGCGUCAUGGUUAGCACGAACUCUCGGUACGCUUCUACACUGCUACUUAGACUGAGCAUUGUCAUCGGGCGGGGCCAGGAUCGGUUUACCGAGGUGGUUUCCGGUGAGGGCGAGUUUCAGGCUGCGGCUGCUGGCCUGCGUACCCCAGAAUUCGAUAUGGAGCCACAAAGGUCCAAUUCUGUAGGCAUGUGGCUCUUGAUCGAGGGUAUGGGGAUGGGAGACGAAGAACAUCUCGUACAGGCUUACAUUUUCAGUGACUCGCCUGUACAAGUCGGGCCGUGGGAAACAAUGGAUGAAAUAUGGCAUUAG
This is a messenger RNA of Clonostachys solani, 2556 nucleotides long. Lineage: Eukaryota; Fungi; Ascomycota; Sordariomycetes; Hypocreales; Bionectriaceae. The record is from the annotation of a GenBank genome assembly.